AUGGAAGACUUUGAUCCUGCUUACAUUGUAUCUAAAGAACACCGUCCCGAAUUAUCUAAUAAUGUUUUCAAUGUUGACGAAAACCCAGUCAUCGACCUCUCCGAAAGUAAUCAGCAAGAACUCAUCUCAAAGAUUGGCAAGGCAUGUCAAGAGUGGGGAUUCUUUCAAGUUAUCAAUCAUGGAGUUCCUUUUGAGGUUAGCUCAAAGGUUGAGAUUGAAGCUAAGAAGUUUUUUGAGCAAAGCUUAGAGGAAAAGAAGAAAGUGAAAAGAGUUGAAGCUAAUGCGACAGGGUAUCAUGAUGGGGAGCAUACUAAGAAUAUAAGAGAUUGGAAAGAGGUUUUUGAUUUUCUUAUUGAGGAUGCAGUACAAGUCCCUUCUUCUCAUGAGCCACAUGACAUGGAGCUAUGGACUCUCAAAAAUCAGUGGCCACAAUCUCUUCCACAUUUUAGGGAAACAAUGGAGGAGUAUGGUAGGGAAUUAGAAAAGUUAUCUUACAAGUUGUUAGAGUUAAUUUCAUUAAGCUUGGGUCUCUCUAGUCACAAAUUCAAUGACUGCUUCAAGAAUCAACUAAGUCUUGUGAGGCUCAAUCGAUAUCCUCCAUGUCCUUUCCCUGAUUUGGCACUUGGUGUUGGUCCUCACGUCGAUUCUAAUGUCUUGACUGUGCUUGCACAAGAUGAUAUUGGAGGCUUACAAGUUAAGAGAAAAUCAACUGGUGAUUGGAUUGGAGUUAAACCUAUUUCUAGCGCAUUCGUAGUCAAUCUGGGUGAAAUUUUUCAGGUUUGGAGCAAUGACAAGUAUGAAGCCGCGGAACACAGGGUGGUAGUAAACUCAAAGAAAGAGAGGUUUUCAUAUCCAUUCUUUCUUACUACAAGUCAUCAUACAAUGGUGAAACCUGCAGAAGAGCUAGUGAGUGAGCAAGAUCCUGCAAAGUAUAAAACAUUUAAUGUUGGCAAAUAUCAUGCUUACAUAACUAGUGGUGAUUUUAGCAAACAAGAGGUUGAGAGUAACAGAAUUAAUUACUUCAAGAUUUCAGAUUAG
Molecule: messenger RNA, 1038 nt
Organism: Trifolium pratense (red clover)
Lineage: Eukaryota; Viridiplantae; Streptophyta; Magnoliopsida; Fabales; Fabaceae
Product: jasmonate-induced oxygenase 2-like
Exons: 3
Coding region: 1-1038 (345 amino acids)
Molecular function (GO): dioxygenase activity
Source: RefSeq, a predicted model, not a curated record